AAGGAGGAAACGAGAGGAUGCGAGGAGUAUGCAAUUGAGAUUCUCCCCGUGUCAAACUCAGCCAGUGGUCAAGCCCUAUGAUGCAUCCUCCUCCUUCUCUUGAUAAAAAAACUUUAAACCCCGCACUCCACAAGUGAAGUCAUCACGCCCUCUUACUACCUGCCUUCCGACGCUGCUUCACUCGCCUUCCUCUUUGGAACAAAAAGGAUAUAACCGCUCUUUAAAAUCUGCUAAAGGUAUGUAUCUAGCUACGGCCGGUGUUUGCUUUGAAUUUUCAUACAUUUUCUCUUCUGUCAUGUGACGCACUUACUCAUCACUUUGCUGUAUGCUAUGAAAUGCACGUAGGCCUACACACUUUUUGGAUACAUUCUGUAGCUUGCAACAGCCUAAAUAAUGUUAUUGAUGUGCAUACAUGGUUUGGGAUUUAUUGACAUUUGGAAUAGUCGAUGUGGGCUAUUGCAAAACCUUUUUAGAUCGACUUUACGGCUGAAUAAAUAAAUAAUACAUUUAAUUUAGCAGACGCUCUUAUCCAGAGCGACUUACAGUUAGUGAGUGCAUACAUUUUUUUUAUACAGAAAUGUCUAUUGCCGCGUUUGUAGGCUGUCUAGUCCUAUGCUACACAAAGCCUAAUGGCAUGCUGUGUUUUUGCGAGGUAGCCUAGCUCCCUAGAACAACCUAGUCGAUCGGUUCUCGCAAAAGUGAAAGGGGUGGAUGUCGCUCACUUUACAGGAAACGGACAUCUUUUCCUCGUUGAGCUUCGUGAGCGACUCGGUUUUGAACAUGACAAAGUUCUCGUGUUACGGAAUGUGUCAUUUGUAUACGUGGUUAAUGAUUGACUACUUUAAUAUUAGCUUGAACUGUGCAGUGUUAAUGGAAUGUGACAAACGAGGUGGAGGUUAUAGAUUUUCUGCCAUCUUGCAGCGGACUAGUACAAACAAGCAUCCGGCGGUCAAGGACGAUGGAAGGACAAUUGCGUCAAUAUGAUUACUAAAGUGUAUUAAACAUUGGCCUGUAAGGACAUAGCUACGUUUUUAUACGGAAUUAUAAUUUACCUAUUGUGAAGUCAGUUAUCGCAUGGCCGACAUCUUGAGGCUUCAAUAUUUUUUUAUAUGAUCAAGCCUAUUAGUAUUAAUAGGCCUCUAUAGGGUGACUCCAGGCCAGCAAGGCCCGAAUAUAUUUUUGGUAUCUCAGAUUGUUCUGGCAAUCAUCACACAGACACUUAAUUGGGACGAAGUAUGUUUGAUAUCCUUUUCACAUUUGUAUCCUAAACCAUUUUUGAGAAGAUCAUGAUGAAAGUGGCAAUUUUAAGCCCUUUUUAGACUACAUGCCUUCUAUGAACCGUACACGAUACAGACAACAUCUUGGUGUUAUCCAUUUUAGUCAUUUAGAAAACUCUCUUAUCCAGAGCGACUUGCAGUAAGUAGUGACUGCAUACAUUUUUCGUAGCUAGAGGUCCCCCGUGGGAAUCAAACCCACAACCCUGGCGUUCCAAGCGCGCGCCAUGCUCUACCAACUGAGGCACACUGGACCCAUUAUAAAGAGUCCUUAGUGUGUUCUAAAUAUGGAUGUCUAGAUUCUGAAAUACAUUUUUCACAUUAAUAUUUUUAAUGUUGAAUAAAUUGUGUAUCUCAAGUACCCUUUUUGAUUUUGUUCAUAUUAACACAUAUUGUUUUAAACAAUAUACUCUACAAGUACAUCACAUUUCCAGAGUGCAUGCCCUGUAACCUUUUAAAUUAUGAUAAAUGUCAUGAGCACCACCAACACAGGGAAUGGGAAAAUUGAUUUAAAGGGAACUCCCUCUGUUGGCGGUUUGCUGAAUGUGCAAUCCUGAAGGAGGGCUGGGAUUGGUUAAAGGGGAAGUUUACUUUAUUUAAACCAAAUCUCUCUUUUUGUUGUAAAAUGGCAUGUUUAUAGACUUAUUUUUUAGGGGAAGAUCAGCUUGCAGAUUGUGGCUUCUAGCAAUGUAAUUGUCUGCAUGAUUUCAUAUAUAUAUAUAUGUGUGUGUGUGUGUGUGUGUGUGUGUGUGUGUGAAUCCCCAAACCAUCACACUACCACCACCAUGCUUGACCGUUGGUAUAAGGUUCUUACUGUGGAAUGCAGUGUUUGGUUUUGGUUUUCGCCAGUCAUGAUGGGACCCAUCUCUUCCAAAAGGUUGACUCAAGUUUGCCAAAAAGCACCUGGAUGAUCAUCAAGACUCUUGGAAGAAUGUUCUAUGAACAGAUGAGUCGAAAGUAUAACUUUUUGGACAACAUGGGUCCCAUUGUCUUGCUGGGUCCCAUGAAUUCUACUCCGUAUCAGAGAAUUCUACAAGAGAAUGUCAGGCCAUCCAUCUGUGAGCUGAAGCGCAGCUGGGUCAUGCAGCAAGACAAUGAUCCAAAACACACAAUCAAGUCUACAUGAAAAUGGCUAAAAAGCAACAAAAUUGAAGUUUUGGAAUAGCCUAGUCAAAGUCCAGACCUAAUCCUAAUUGAGAUGUUGUGGCAGGACUUGAAACUAGCAGUUCAUGCUUGAAACCCCCCAAAUGUGGCUGAGUUAAAGCAGUUCUGCAUGGAAGAGUGGGACAAAAUUCCUCCACAGCGACGUGAGAGACUGAUCAACAACUACAGCGUUUGGGUGGAGUCAUUGCAGCUAAAGUUGGCACAACCAGUUAUUGAGUGUAAGGGGGAAAUUACUUUUUCACACAGGGGCAUUGGGUGUUGCUUAUGAAAUAAGUAUGUCAUUGUUAUUUGUUAAUUCGGGUUCCCUUUAUCUAAUAUUAGGUUUUGGUUGAAGAUCUGAUAACAUUCAGUAUCAAAAAUAUGCAAAAGUAGUGGAAAUUAGAAAGGGGGCAAAUACUUUAUCACAGCACUGUACAUUAUUGUGUGUUGCUGUAUUUCUGAUACCUUCAGACUUCUUCUGGUAGAUGUGUUUUAUCACCCCUUUCCAUUUGUUUAUCCAGAAAUCAAAGCCUUUACUUAUGCCUAAUUUUUAAGAUGGAAAAUGGUUGAAAAUGUAUCUGUUUUCAUUUCCCCAAAAUAUAGACUCCUAUCUUUCAUUUGACACCCAAUUUGAUAUGCUCCUAUGAACUUCACAUGUUGGUGCUCAUGGGUCCUUUUUGAUGGAAAUGCUCAUUGUUCCAAAAAAUUUCUAAGCAAAAUCAAAACGUUUUUUUUUUUUUAUGUCUGAAUCUAGAAAAAUCCAUAUUUAAGAGCACACUAUGGAGUAUAAUGUCUGUAUGUGCGGUUCAUGGAUCAUAGGGUCUUACAAGAGGCAUGUAUGGGCCUAAAAUGGCAACUCUCAUUAUGAUUUUCAAAAAAAUGGCUUGUGAUAAAUGUUGAAAGCAUAUCAAACAUCCUUCCUCCCAAUGAAUUUUCUAUGUGAGAAUUGCCAGAACAAUCUGAUACCAAUUUUUCUUCGGGCCUUCCUGGUGUAGAAUCGCCCUAUAGAGGUCUAAUAUAAGCUACUAGAACAUCACAUUUGAAAUGCUAUGUUAUAGCUACGCUGAACAAAAAUAUAAACGCAACGUGAAGUGUUGGUCCCGUCUUUCAUGAGCUGAAAUAAAAGAUCCCAGAAAUGUUCCAUAGGCACAAAAGCUUAUUUCUCUAAAAUGUUGUGCACAAAUGUUUACAUCCCUGUUAGUGAGCAUUUCUCCUUUGCCAAGAUAAUCCAUCCACCUGACAAAUGUGGCAUAUCAAGAAGCUGAUUAAACAGCAUGAUCAUUACACAGGAGAAUCUUGUGCUGGGGACAAAUGUCCACUCUAAAAUGUGCAGUUUUGUCACACAACACAAUGUGACAGAUGUUUUGAGGGAGCGUGCAAUUGGCAUGCUGACUGCAGGAAUGUCUGCCAGAGCUGUUGCCAGAGAAUUGAAUGUUAAUUUCUCUACCAUAAGCCGCCUCCAACGUCGUUUGAGAGAAUUUGGCAGUACAUCCAACCAGCCUCACAGCUGCAGUAUGGCGACGAGCGGUUUGCUGUUGUGAACAGAGUGCAAUCAUGGUGGGGUUAUGGUAUGGGCAGGCAUAAGCUACGGACAACCAACACAAUUGCGUUUUAUCGAUGGCAAUUUGAAUUCACAGAAAUACUGUGACAAGCUCCUGAGGCCCAUUGUGAGGUCCUUUUUAAAAUGUAUUUAUAUUUAUUUAAUGUAUCUGUGACCAACCGAUGCAUAUCUGUUUUUCCCAGUAAUGUGAAAUCCAUAGAUUAGUGCCUAUUAAUUUAUUUCAAUUGACUGAUUUCCUCAUAUGAACUGUAUCUCAGUAAAAUCGUUAAUUUUUUGCAUGUUGCGUUUAUAUUUUUGUUCAGUAUACAUAACAAUGAUGUGUCUUGGGAUUGCCCCUUCAGUCCACAGUGAAUAGGCAUCCUCUCUGACCCCAGCCAUAGGGCCAUUAUCCACCCAUUUGUCUAGUAUUUUGUUAGCCAAUUUCUAUAGGAUUGUUCUGUGAUUGACUGACGAGGUGAACACAUUGUGCCAGGCAAGCAGUCCUCAGGGGCAAACCUCUGUUUCCCUCUCGCCGUGUCUAGACUUGACAGUUCAUGCAGCUUUAGUAUUCUGAUCAUAGAGUACUGAUUAUGGAAUUCCGAACGCAUUAUGCGUCUACGCCUACAUUUAAAUGUGUCCACAGUGUGUCCGGAUUGGCUUUUCCCACGCUAUAUAAAGUUCCAGAGUGGGAUCUCUGCUACUUUUAGAGUUAUGAUCCAAUUUGUAAGCAUUACGGAAAGUAUUCAGACCCCUUGACUUUUUCCACAUUUUGUUACGUGACAGCCUUGUUCUAAAAUGGAUUAAAUGUUUUUUUUUCACUCAAUCUACACACAGUACCCCAUAAUGACAAAGCAAAAACAGGUUUUUAGAAAUGUUGCUAAUUUUAUAAAAAAAUUAACUGAUAUGACAUUUACAUAAGUAUUCAGACCCUUUACUCAGUACUUUGUUGAAAUACCUUUGGCAGUGAUUACAGCCUUGAGUCUUCUUGGGUAUGAUGCUACAAGCUUGGCACACCUGUAUUUGGGGAGUUUCUCCCAUUCUUCUCUGAAGAUCCUCUCAAGCUCUGUCAGGUUGGAUGGGGAGCGUUGCUGCACAGCUAUUUUCAGGUCUCUCCAGAGAUGUUAGAUCGGGUUCAAGUCCGGGCUCUGGCUGGGCCACUCAAGGACAUUCAGAGACUUGUCCCAAAGCCACUCCUGUGUUGUCUUGGCUGUGUGCUUAGGGUUGUUGUCCUGUUGGAAGGUGAACCUUCGCCCCAGUCUAAGGUCCUGAGCUCUCUGGAGCAGGUUUUCAUCAAGGAUCUCUUUACUUUGCUCCGUUCAUCUUUCCCUCGAUCCUGACUAGUCUCCCAGUCCCUGCUGCUGAAAAUCAUCCCCACAGCAUGAUGCUGCAACCACCAUGCUUCACCGUAGGGAUGGUGCCAGGUUUCUUCCAAACGUGACGCUUGGCAUUCAGGCCAAAGAGUUCAAUCUUGUUUCAUCAGUCCAGAGAAUCUUGUUUCUCAUGGUCUGAGUCCUUUAGGUGCCUUUUGGCGAACUCCCUGACCAAGGCUCUUCUCCCCCGAUUGCUCACUUUGGCAUGGCGGCCAGCUCUAGGAAGAGUGGGUGGUUCCAAACUCCUUCCAUUUUAAGAAUGAAUGAGGCCACUGUGUUCUUCGGGACCUUCAAUACCACAGAAAUGUUUUGGUACCCUUCCCCAGAUCUGUGCCUCGACACAAUCCUGUCUCGGAGCUCUACGGACAAUUUAUUCAACCUCAUGGCUUGGUUUUUGCUCUGACAUGCACCGUCAACCGUGAGACCUUAUAUAGACAGGUGUGUGUGCCUUUCCAAAUCAUGUCCAAUCAAUUGAAUUUACCACAGGUGGACUCCAAUCAAGUUGUAGAAACAUCUCAAGGGUGAUCAAUGGAAACAGGAUGCACCUGAGCUCAAUUUUGAGUGUCAUAGCAAACGGUCUGAAUACUUAUGUAAAUUUAUUUCUGUUUCUUAUUUUUUUUAAAGAUUUGCACAAAUUUCUAAACCAGUUUUUGCUUUGUCAUUAUGGGGUAUUGUGUGUAGAUUGAGUUUUGUUUUAAAGGUAAUCCAUUUUAGAAUAAGGCUGUAACAAAAUGUGGAAAAAGUCAAGGGGUCUGAAUACUUUCUGAAGGCACUGCACGUUGACCAAUAAUGGUUUGAAGGAAUGCCAGUUUGCUAGUCUUAAAUUGGGCUACAGUAUAUCAAGCUAUAUACACUAACUGCACUAGAGUAGCUCAAGAAAAUAGCAGGACAUUUUAGAAAAGUGACAUGUAACCCACUAUAUACUAUGCAAAAUGGUUUCCAAAAGGUUAGGAAAUGUGUGUCAGAACAAGACCUGGAUAGGGUUUUUCCUGACCCUUGGCCUCAGACACUAGGAUCAGACCUAGGUUCAAAUACUAUUUAGUGUAGGCUAUUUCAAUUACUACAAAAUGUGUAUUUGGAUAUGUUUUCUUUGAAAAUAGGCUACAAGAAGUUGAAUAUUGGAAUACAUUUUCAAAUAUUUAAAUACUCCAUGCAUUUGAACCCAGGUCUGUUUGGUCCUUGGGGUAUUUUAAAUAAUGUAUUUGGAAAUUAGUAGUUUAGGCUGUUUUUAUAGGAAGUUAUUUAAAAAUACUUUAAGAUAUUUCAAAAGUAGCUGAUUUGGCCACAUUCUUUAAAAAUACUUACAUUUAUUUGAACUCAAGUCUGACUAGGAUAUUGGUUUUGAGUCAGUCUGGAGUAAAUCAAUUAAAUACAGUAGUGUUUGUUUGAUUGGCUUAAGAAAUAGAUUCCUUGGGUUGGAUUCCCAGACACAGAUUAAGCCUAUGCCUGGACUAAAGAGUGUGCUCAAUGGUGAAUGUCAAUUUGCUUGCUUUUCACAGCAGUUUUCAGUUGACGAACCUUGAUUGAUAACUAGACUAAAGGUUAAACGCUAUCUCCUUCCUUCCCUCCCUCCCUCCAGCGUCGUGGAUCAUGUCGUCUGUGAUGCAGAAGUUGAUCACCCCCAUGGCCAGCGGCCCCGCUGAGCCCCCUAGGAACAAGGUGACCGUGGUGGGGGUGGGCAUGGUGGGCAUGGCCUGUGCCGUCAGUGUCCUCCUCAGGGUAAGUCUGACUAUCACUGCUACUUUACAACUGCAUUACUACUCUUACUAUUGCGUUAUAAGUACUUUACAAGUACAUUAGUACGAGUUUACUAUGAGUUUACCUCUGAAUUACUACUACUAUUGUGAUACCAACAAAUAGUUACUACUCAGUUAUUAUGUAGACUAGUUGUAAUUGUGGAUUUUACCAUGUCAUUUCUAAGUAAAUACCAGGUAUUCAUGACCAAACUAUCCUUCCUCUCCUUCUGGCCCUUCUCCUCCUCUCCACCCCUACCUUCUCCCUCCCCCUCCUCCUUCCUGUAGGACUUGGCUGAUGAGCUAGCUCUGGUUGAUGUGAUGGAGGAUAAGCUGAAGGGAGAGAUGAUGGACCUGCAGCACGGCAGCCUCUUCCUCAAGACAUCUAAGAUAGUCGCCGACAAAGGUAAGAGAAUCCCCUUUUUGUGUAUGCCACUGGAGUGGCUCAGAGUCAAAAUGGCAGAAUAUGUAUGUAUUUUGCCAUUGAAAGUCUAAUGCAGCCUUUUUUUUAAACAAGUCCUUGCCAGUUUAAGGUUGAUUGCCAUUCAUUGAUUGCCAUUUUGACAUUUUUUUUCCUGCUAAAUGUGAAAUUUCAAAAUGUAUUCUUAAUUCAAUUCCUCUUUCCCCAUCUCUGUCCAGACUAUGCCGUGACGGCUAACUCCCGCAUCGUGGUUGUGACCGCUGGCGUGCGUCAGCAGGAGGGAGAGAGCAGGCUCAACCUGGUCCAGAGGAACGUCAACAUCUUCAAACACAUCAUCCCCCAGAUCGUCAAACACUCCCCCAACUGCACCCUUAUCGUGGUGUCCAACCCAGGUACACAAACACACACACACACAGACAAUUUAAAUCUUGGACACAAGCUAAGUUGUUUCCAUCAUUAUCCCCUAGAUUGUGUUUUCCAACUCAGUCCCAACAUUCCACCCUUAUCAACUACUACAGUAUCACACCACUCCACAUUACAAGAUGAAAGAGAGAGAGAGAGGGCACUGUGAUGAGUGGGUGGCAGGGAUGGGCAGUCAUUUGUUAACGUCAAGGAUAAGUGUGUAUUAAUCCGUGUGUGUUUGUGACCCCUAUCCCUAACUCUAUCCCCAUCUCUCCCUACCCCUAGUGGACGUGCUGACCUAUGUGACAUGGAAGUUGAGCGGCCUGCCUAAACACCGUGUCAUCGGCAGCGGCACCAACUUGGACUCCGCCCGCUUCCGUUUCCUGAUGGCUGAGCGCCUGGGCAUCCAUGCCACCAGCUUCAAUGGAUGGGUGCUGGGAGAACACGGCGAUACCAGCGGUGAGUAGUGGUGAUGAGUGGUGAUUGGUCCUGGUAGAGCACAGAGACACCAGCAGUGGGGAUGAUGGUGAUAAGAAUGGUGAUGUCAGUUGAGUGCGUACUUUAGUGGGAAUCUGAGUGCAUGUGUGAACGUCUUGUCACACCCAGUAAGCCACAAGGUUGUUGGCAGCUUUUAACGGCUUUUUAAAACAAAAGUACUUGUUUUGGCAUUUUUACGUCACUCUGCACAUCCAGUUAUCUGGCAGAAAUAAUUAGUUAUGAAUGAGUUGAGUCUGCUUGUGUUUAAAUGGGAAAUUCAAAUAUAUUUUCUAGGUAAAUGAAUGAAUAAAUAAAUAUCUGUGUGUUAGUCCCUGUGUGGAGCGGUGUCAAUGUGGCUGGAGUCAACCUGCAGAAGCUGAACCCAGAGUUUGGCCUUGACGGAGACAAGGAGGACUGGAAGGCCACCCACAAGGAAGUGGUCGACAGGUAAAUACCCUAAACCUAUCCCUAGCUCCGUCCACAGUCUAAAUAUGCGCCUCUGACUCAACCUCACCCUGGUAGUAAAGCUGGAGUUUACACCAUAUUGCGCACCACCGUCUGAUUCAUUCAUAUCUACUGGAGUUGUCAAGGUGUAAGGGCUAAAAUAAGGAUGAUAUCAGGCUGGUCUAAUUUUUGGUAUCAUUAAUAUAUCUAGUUCUACUGACAUUGUAUACUAGAAUAAAUAUCAAAGCUCGCACUCCCUUCCAUUUUGGAUUUUGAAUUAACCUUUUAUUUGAGUUAAUGUUCAUGCAGCUUCCUCUCAUUGAGAGAGACCUGUUCAAGUCGGACGUAGAUGUUGACUGACGGUGAUUGUUUUGUUUUGGGUGCUCCUCCAGUGCCUAUGAGGUGAUCAAGCUGAAGGGGUAUACCAACUGGGCCAUCGGCCUGAGUGUGGCUGACCUCACUGAGAGCAUCAUCAAGAACAUGAGCAGGAUCCACCCUGUCUCCACCAUGGUCAAGGUGAGGGGAUUACACCCACAGACACAUGUGUGCAGACACACACACAGUUACACACACAUUAUGCGCAUGUAAACCCACACAGAGCGAAUCAAACGCACACAUUUCUAUGCGAUAAUGACUGACGGCUGUGUUUUUGUUUCCCCAGGACAUGUAUGGUAUUGGUGAGGAGGUGUUCCUGUCCCUGCCAUGCGUGCUGAACAGCAACGGAGUGGGCAGCGUGAUCAACAUGACCCUGACCGACGCGGAGGUGGGCCAGCUGAAGAAAAGUGCAGACACACUCUGGGGCAUCCAGAAGGACCUCAAGGACAUC
Messenger RNA from Coregonus sp. 'balchen', 9630 nucleotides. Lineage: Eukaryota; Metazoa; Chordata; Actinopteri; Salmoniformes; Salmonidae. The record is from the annotation of a GenBank genome assembly.